GUUAUAGGAUCGUAUAGACAACGUUCUACACGCGGCUUGCUGCCGUUUAUUGAACUAAACGGUAGACAAAUAGCAGACUCUCAAGUGAUUAUUUGGGAACUGCAGAAGCAUUUCAAACUUGAGGAUGGCCUUGUUGGGAUGGAACGAGGGGCGGCUCGUGCUUUGGAGCGUAUGGUUGAAGUCAGCACUUUGCAUGCUCUUCUCCAAGACAAAUCAGUACUAAAUGGACCUGCGUUCAUGAGUCGCCCUGUUAGCGGUCUGCCACUCCCAGCUUUUGUCACGAAUUUUUUGGCAAAACGAUUCUCAGAAACUAUCAGAAAACGAGUAGAUGGCGUGUUGGGAAAGUUAUCGCGAGAUGAGCUAAGAGAAUUGUUACGACGCGAUUUACGAGCGAUAGAUGACGUACUCGAAGAUAAGAAAUUCUUAUUCGGAGGCAAAAUGACUGUGGUACGUGAAGGAACAGGAUGA
Haemonchus placei is the source of this 468-nucleotide messenger RNA. The record is from the annotation of a GenBank genome assembly. NCBI's taxonomy places the organism in Eukaryota, Metazoa, Nematoda, Chromadorea, Rhabditida, Trichostrongylidae.